Molecule: messenger RNA, 869 nt
Organism: Chironomus riparius
Lineage: Eukaryota; Metazoa; Arthropoda; Insecta; Diptera; Chironomidae
Source: the annotation of a GenBank genome assembly
AGUUUAAAAUGGGACUGAAAAAAUUAAUAUUUGUACUUUGUGCUUUUAUUUGCUAUGCUGGAGCGAGUGAAAUUGCUCCAUUAAUUGUAAACGGAACUGAUGCGACUAUAGAAGAGUUUCCAUUUUUGGCUUCUUUAAGGUUUAAUAAUUCACACACUUGUGGAUCAACAAUCAUAAAUGAAAUUUGGAUUUUGACUGCAGCACACUGUGUAGUAGGGCGAAUAGGAAAAACUGACUUGUUCAGCGUACACGUCGAGUCUAAAUAUUUAUAUCCAUCAAAUCCAAAUGUAGUCUUUGCUGAAACAAUCUAUCCUCAUCAAGGAUAUAAUGCAUCUAAUCAGUAUAUUAAUGAUAUUGCUCUUAUAAAAUUGAAAGAACCGCUUAAAAUUCAACUUUUUGAUUGGAAGGUCAAAUUGGCAAUGAGAGGAGCUUACUAUAAAACAGGAACGCCAGCUGUCUUGGCGGGCUGGGGAUAUAAUGAGUCUGGUGGAGUUGCCCAAACGACACUUCAAAAAGUAAACCUUCAAAUAUACACAGCCAGUGAUUGUGAUGAGAUUCAUAAUUCAAAAGUUCAUGCAUCAAACAUAUGUGGAGGUGUAGAAGGUGGAUAUCAAGGACAAUGCAGUGGAGAUUCUGGUGGUCCCUUGUUGGUGAGAGGAGUUCAAGUAGGAAUUGUUAGCUGGAGUGUUAAACCAUGCACAGUUCCUCCUUAUCCUGGAGUCUAUGCAUCAGUUGCUCAUUUUACUGACUGGAUUGAAGAAACUGUUGGAUUUAAUAUGGGACUUAAUGUUUUCUUAAGUGCUUGAAUAUGCUGUAAAAUAUAAAAGUCAUAUUGAGCUGAUAAUAAACGAUGCGUUUAUUGAUUUGAU